AUGGUGGACCAGCUUCAAGGAACAUGGAAAUCUGUUUCUUGUGAAAAUUUUGAAAACUAUUUGAAGGAACUGGGAGUAGGAAGAGUCAACAGGAAGCUGGGCUGUCUGGCAAAACCCACCGUGACCAUCAGUGCAGAUGGAGAUGUGAUCACCAUCAAAACCAAAAGCAUCUUCAAAACCAGUGAGAUUUCCUUCAAGCUGGGGGAGGAGUUUGAGGAAAUCACACCAAGUGGCCGCAAAAACAAGAAUAUAGUAAUCUUAGAUAACGACUCCUUGGUUCAAGUUCAGGACUGGGAUGGCAAAGAAGCCAUGAUCCGCAGAAGGCUGGUCGACGGGAAAAUGGUGGUGGAAAGUGCACUGAAUAAUGUCAUCUGUACUCGUACGUACGAGAGAAUAUAAGAACAUUCAAUCUCAAGGUCUUGGUGUUCUCAAAUUGUGACCCAAAUUACUAAUGUUAUUUAAAUAAAAUUCCCCAGUAAAAUCUUAUGACUUCUUGCAUAUAUAUCAACAUGUGGCUCCCUUUUAAAUUUGGCUGUAUGGUAGAAUUUAGCAACAGAAU
This is a messenger RNA of Peromyscus californicus insignis, 559 nucleotides long. RefSeq names its product fatty acid binding protein 12 (gene Fabp12). The record is from RefSeq and is a predicted model, not a curated record. Bases 1 to 399 code for a protein of 132 amino acids. Gene Ontology annotation, biological process: fatty acid transport. Gene Ontology annotation, molecular function: fatty acid binding. NCBI's taxonomy places the organism in Eukaryota, Metazoa, Chordata, Mammalia, Rodentia, Cricetidae. The transcript has 4 exons. Gene Ontology annotation, cellular component: nucleus; cytosol.